AGGGGAGGAGGGAGCGGCUGCGGGCAGGCCGGGGGCCAGCAUGCCGGGGAAGCCGCCGGGCGCGGGCGCCGAGCCGGGGUCCGGGGCCGGGGCCGGGGCGCGGCGGCCCCCGCGGCCCGGCGCGUCCUGCUUCGCCAGCAUCAAGGUCUUCCUGGUGUCCGAGUGCGCGCUGAUGCUGGCGCAGGGCACGGUGGGCGCCUACCUGGUGAGUGUCCUGACCACGCUGGAGCGCAGGUUCAACCUGCAGAGCACUGAUGUGGGCGUGAUCGCCAGCAGCUUUGAGAUCGGGAACCUGGCGCUCAUCCUAUUCGUCAGCUACUUUGGGGCGCGUGGGCACCGGCCACGCCUCAUUGGCUGCGGCGGCAUCGUCAUGGCCCUGGGUGCACUACUGUCGGCGUUGCCCGAGUUCCUGACGCACCAGUACAAGUACGAGGCUGGCGAGAUCCGCUGGGGCGCCGAGGGCCGUGAUGUGUGUGCCGCCAACGGCUCUGGCGGCGACCCCGGGCCCGACCCGGACCUCAUCUGCCGCAGCCGCACAGCCACCAACAUGAUGUACCUGCUGCUGAUCGGGGCCCAGGUGCUCCUGGGCAUCGGUGCCACGCCCGUACAGCCGCUGGGCGUCUCCUACAUCGACGACCACGUGCACCGGAAGGACUCCUCGCUCUACAUAGGAAUCCUGUUCACAAUGUUGGUGUUCGGGCCAGCCUGCGGCUUCAUCCUGGGCUCCUUCUGUACCAAGAUCUAUGUGGACGCCGUCUUCAUCGACACAAGCAGCCUGGACAUCACGCCAGACGACCCCCGCUGGAUCGGAGCCUGGUGGGGCGGCUUUCUGCUCUGUGGGGCUCUGCUCUUCUUCUCGUCCCUCCUGAUGUUCGGCUUCCCACAGUCCCUGCCCCUGCACCCUGACGCAGGCCUGGAGAGUGAGCAGGCCAUGCUGCCCGAGAGGGACUACAAGCUCCCCAAGCCCAGCAACGGGGUCGUGAGGCACCCCCUGGAGCCCGACAGCACGGCCUCCUGCUUCCAGCAGCUGCGAGUGAUCCCCAAGGUCACCAGCCACCUGCUGUCCAACCCGGUGUUCACGUGCAUCGCGCUGGCCGCGUGCAUGGAGAUCGCGGUGGUGGCCGGCUUCGCCGCCUUCCUGGGCAAGUACCUGGAGCAGCAGUUUGACCUCACCACCUCGUCCGCCAACCAGCUGCUGGGGAUGACGGCCAUCCCGUGCGCCUGCCUGGGCAUCUUCCUGGGGGGCCUCCUGGUGAAGAAGUUCAGCCUGUCCGCCCUGGGCGCCAUCCGCAUGGCCAUGCUGGUCAACCUGGUGUCCACAGCCUGUUACGUCUCCUUCCUCUUCCUGGGCUGUGACACGGGGCCUGUGGCCGGGGUGACCGUCCCCUAUGGCAACGCCUCAGCGUCCAGCUCAGCCCUGGACCCCUACGCACCCUGCAACAAAAACUGUGAAUGCCAGACAGACUCCUUCACCCCCGUGUGCGGCGCAGACGGCACCACCUACCUGUCCGCCUGCUUCGCCGGCUGCAACAGCACGAACCUCACGGGCUGUGCGUGCCUCAGCGGCGUCCCACCAGAGAAUGCCACCGUGGUGCCUGGGAAGUGCCCGAGCCCGGGGUGCCAGGAGGCAUUCCUCAUCUUCCUCUGCGUCAUGUGUCUCUGUAGCAUGAUCGGGGCCAUGGCCCAGACACCCUCCGUCAUCAUCCUCAUCCGGACCGUCAGCCCCGAUCUCAAGUCCUACGCCCUGGGGGUGCUGUUCCUUCUCCUCCGGCUGCUCGGCUUCAUCCCUCCGCCACUCAUUUUCGGGGCGGGCAUCGACUCCACCUGCCUGUUCUGGAGCGCCUUCUGUGGGGAGCAGGGCGCCUGCGUCCUCUACGACAACGUGGCCUACCGCCACCUGUACGUCAGCAUCGCCAUCGCACUCAAGGCCACGGCCUUCCUGCUCUACACCACGUCGUGGCAGUGUCUGCGCAGGGACUACCAGCGUUACAUCCAGAACCACGAGGGCGUGCUGAGCACCAGUGAGUUGUUCGCCUCCACUCUGACCCUGGACAAGCUGGGGAGGGACGCGGGCAGCGCCCCGCAGACACACAGGACCAAGUUUAUCUAUAACCUCGAAGACCACGAAUGGUGCGAGAACAUGGAAUCCGUUUUAUAGUGGCCAUGGGGUUGGGGGGGAACAGCCUCACCCUAGUGACUAGAGGGUCAUUUUUUUCCCCUAAAAAAGCAACAGCAGACCCGCAAACAAACAAAACCCACUUGGGGCCGCACAGCCCCCCCCCGGCCCUUUGCCUCAAGAUCAGGGCCCGACAUUGAGACAAGCCUGCCACCGUGUGGCCGUGGCUGUCUGGUACCAGAUACCACCCUGGGAACCGCGUGUGACUACUGCAAGCAAGCUAGAGAGACCAUCCCGCGGGUCCCGCUUGGAGGACAGAAGGUUCUGGACUGGACGGACAGACACAGACAACACGCGGGUUUUUUUUUUUCUUUUUAAGUCACCUAAAAGGAAACCAAGUUGUCAACCUGGCUGGGACAAUCACUGGUGACCCUCCGGGCGGGCGGUGGUCACCACUUCUGAUGAUCGCAGUAGGUUCCCUGCGUGGACCCCGCCGUCCACCCGGGGGUCCGUGGCCCCCUGGAGUCCACCCAGCCAUGCCCCCUCUGGGGGCAUCCAGGCUGGAGGCUGCCCCGGGCACUUCUCACCAGCUCCAUUUCCAUGCUCCAGACUGAGGGCCCAGGGGAGUCGGAUCUGGGGGGAAGGAUUGUCCCUCUCCCCCGUCCAAUGCCCCCAGUCCCCACAGAGUGACCUCAGGAAGCUGUGGGUCUCACCUGGCUAUGACUGACCCUGCUCAGAGCUGGUGAAGACCCCUACCUAGUCCAAGUCAUUUGCUUACAUUAGCCAAACAUUUUGCCACUUUUUUAAGAAAACAAAACAAAAACAAAAACAAAAAAAGGCAACGCACCUGCAUUUCAAACAGUUGUACGUAGACCCCCCACACACACACCUCACCCCUACACUAUUUUUAACGACAUCUGCAUCUGUGUUUUCUCUGCCCUCUCUGUUCUCCAGGCUGAGUUUAUUAUGCUGGUUUGCUUUUACUUUUCUCCUUGGAUUUUUUUUUUAAUGCACCAAAAAUAUAAUGUGAUUCAAGGGA
Sorex fumeus (smoky shrew) is the source of this 3155-nucleotide messenger RNA. RefSeq names its product solute carrier organic anion transporter family member 3A1 (gene SLCO3A1). NCBI's taxonomy places the organism in Eukaryota, Metazoa, Chordata, Mammalia, Eulipotyphla, Soricidae. Gene Ontology annotation, molecular function: protein binding. The coding region runs from base 41 to 2158 and encodes 705 amino acids. Gene Ontology annotation, cellular component: membrane. The transcript has 10 exons. The record is from RefSeq and is a predicted model, not a curated record. Gene Ontology annotation, biological process: sodium-independent organic anion transport; transmembrane transport; prostaglandin transport.